CAAAAUGUCGUCGAUUGCAAGCAGCCUGAGCAUCAUUAUGCUGCUGCUGCUGCUGCCUUGCCACUGCCUGACAGCGAGCAGCGGCGAACGUGUACACAUCAGACUGCAUAUGCCGGAAGUUGUGCGUAAGCACACGCAUUUCCACAAUGUCUACAAGCAUGUGCCAGUGCCAGCGCCAGCACCACCCAAGAAAUUCUCAGCAGUCAAGCCGCAUGUAUCGCUGCUGGGCUACACUACAUCAGCGACUGGCUCGGGCGCAUUAGCGCCCAGUCUCAUGCAGCUAAUGGCAACAGCAGCCACGCCCAUGCACAACUACGGACCAGCCUUCAAUUUGCUGGCCACCGCGUCUGCGGCAAGCGGCUCCAAGCAGCGUCAGCAGCUUUUGCAGCAAAUCUUUACGCCCAACAUAAUGGCGGCCAUUACGGCAGCUCAGCAGGCCAAGGACGAGGCAAGCUUAAGCAAUUUAGCAUCCGACGCGUCGUCGGAACAACCGGAAUUGGAACAAAAUACGCUACUCAAUGCCAACUUUUUGGCUGCGCUGCAACGCGAAUACUUAAGCAAGUUCACUGGCCAACGCAAGCGCAAGAAAACAAAUUAUUUAACGCAGCGCCGCCCGCAGCUGCAACUGCAACAGGCACUGCAUCACUCCCAUCAUAAUCAUGUGCAGCAUGUGGCAAGUGACGAGCAAUUUGAUGAUUACCAGGAAGAGCCAAAUGCUGUGGAUGAUGAGCCCUUGGAGGAGCUGGAGCUCGAUGUGGAUAAUGCAAGUGGCUAUGACAGCGCUGCCGCAUUCAGUGGCCAAAAUAAUGCCCUAAUGUCUAUGCCCAGUGUGGAUGAGUUCAUGAGUGAUGUGGCUGACAAUUCGUAUGCCCCAUACUAUGGCAACAGCUAUGAUGACUACGCAGCCACUGCCAACAACUACAGCAAUUCGUACGACUCGUGGCAAACAGCGCCAGCCUAUGCGCGGCCCACAAAAGCCACGCCCACCAAAUCGAGGUCACAGCCACGACGACCGCAUUCGGAUUUGGACUCGAGUACAGUUGGCACGGGUAAAAUGCGUUAUGUCAAGUUGACAGCGCGCAAGAAACGAAAGAAUCGCAUCAAGUCCAAGCGAUAUCGUCUUUAG
Molecule: messenger RNA, 1126 nt
Organism: Drosophila busckii
Lineage: Eukaryota; Metazoa; Arthropoda; Insecta; Diptera; Drosophilidae
Exons: 3
Coding region: 5-1126 (373 amino acids)
Source: RefSeq, a predicted model, not a curated record